UUGACGCAGCAUGGCGAGGGGAGACACGCGUGAAAAGGAACCGAAAACUUAACAGACCCACAAGAGAAAAUCCAGGGAGUAUUGACUACCAUAUAGUCUAAAACCCUAUAAAAGAAGAAGAAGAAGAAAAGGGACCAAAAACUGAACUACGAUGCAGCUCAUCAGACUUCCCGAUGAAUUACGCCAUGCCAUCUUGGCCCUCACGUCCCCCUUGACGAAGGAGCAAUCCAAGGGCGCCGUGGUGAUCAUGAAGCAUGUCGAGGCCGAACUCCAUGGUCUUUCGGGUAAAGAUCUCCCAGAGAAUGUGAAAAAAAUUAUUCAGGCACUUGUAUGCAAAUUAACAUCCAACAAGAAGGAAGGCAUAUCCACUGGCCUUCAUACAAUCCUGAAACAGAAAAAACAGACAGUAGAGUUCACUUACGAAACUCUAAAGGCGGAAUUCGAUGGCAAAGUUACUAGAGAUGAUGAAAUAUAUGAUGUGCUGGUCUCACAAAUCCUAGGAUACAGUGCUUUGGUACGGUCAGGACACCUUGGAAACCAUCCGGAAGUACUUAAAGAUACUGUUGUGAGAUUGCUAGCCAUUAAAGAAGGGGGAGAGGCUAUUGACAUCAUGAGAACAACUUUGGUCAUGGAUAUUUUGGAAAGAUAUAGUGAUUCUCCAGUGCAUGAUAUAGCAUUGGAGCAAUUGAAGACUCUUGCUAAUGUGCCUAUGAAGAAAAUAAAGCCCUGUUUAUUGUGGAUCCGCUUAGUCUUGAUGAAGAAAUGUUCAGAUAUGCCUAACUGGCUCUCUUCUACCCUUGAUGCCAGCAACUAUACAGCUCUUGGUGAAGUGCUCAAGACAUGCAAGGCAUUGCUUCCAAAAGUACAUCCAUUAAUAGAAGAGUUAGCCAGUGCCCUUGCAAGAAGUGGCACCAACACCAAGUUCCCAUUGGGCGAGUUUUGGAGAGCCAACUUUUACUCUCGUUUACAUUCCUUUUCCAGCGAAGAUUUACAGCUUGCUCUAAUUUUCCUCAAGAUUCUUAUACCCAAAUUGAAGAGAAAAUCUGAGGUAACAACAAUUUUAGGAGAAAAGGUGAUCACAUUCCUGCUCAAAAAUGCCAAUUCCAACAAAGUUUUGAAGGCGGCGCUCCCAGACUUGAGCAGAGUACUUGAACAGUUGGUUCAGAAUCAUGAGGACAAGGAAGAGGAAGUCCAGUUAGCUGUUGUUGAGGCACUGAUUCUGCCUCCAGGCACUAUACAGUUUGAUUCACUGACUAAAACCAACAUGGUGCAGAGGACUAUUAAACAUUUGACAGCCUCAGAUGUCAAGAAACUUGGUGACUAUAUCACAAAGCGUAUAAUGGGCAAGGAUGACCAAGAAGGGAUGUAUGCUGAAGUCCUGGCUCUCCUGUUAAUGAAUCCAAAGAUAAAGGAAGACGGCCCCUGGAAGACGGAGCAACUGAAAACACUGAUUAAAGCAACUCUGGUGUCACAGAAAAAGAAGACCAGUUAUCUCAGAAAUACGCUGAUGCAAGGACUUUAUCAAGAAUUACAGAGGGCUCCAUCUGCUUUGGCAUUUUUGAAACCCAUUGUUGAUUUCACUCACAAGGAGAUCGAGGCUUGCACUGAAGACAAUGGAUUGGUCAGUCCACAGAGCAAAGAACUAUGGGAUAAUGUCAAGAAGAAAAUUGCCGUACUGAAUUCUAAGCAAGGAAAAUGGCCGAAAAAUAGUAACCAGGUUCUGAAGGUGCUGUAUUUAGCCAUGACUUUCUACAUCAUGCAAGAUUUCAUUGGAGCAAGCAAGCUUCUGGAAAAGCUUGAUGAAUGCCUCGAGGUAGCACAGAAGCAGGGAACUAAACAGGCCACCAAAGAAGAAUUGCCCUGGGUGGUCACAGCAACAGAGUUGAUCCUAAAUUAUGCUCCGAGUGACAGCACUUUCAUCAGGGCAGUGGCGCAGUCUGCUUUCAAGUUGAUUGUACAUGACCAGACAACAGAGACAAUAUCAAUGCUCGUUGAUGCAGUUGUGCCCGAGGGCACGGAGGAACAAGAUAUUGAAUCAGAUGAAGAGGAGGAGAAGGAGGAGGAAGGUGAGGAUGAAGAUGAAGAAAUGAGUGAGGAUAAUGAUGAUGAAAAAAAUGAAGAGGAUGGUAAAGGAGAGGAUGAAGGGGAUCCACUGGAUGAGAUAGAUAUAGGUGGUGAAGAAGACAUGGACGAUGAUCAAGAUGAUGAGAGUGAUGAAGAUGAAUCAGCAGCUGCUAAGGACAUGACUGCUAAGUUGCGCUUAGAGCUGGCACUUGCACAAGGAGAUCAUGAGGAUAUUGAUUUAGAUGAAGCUCCAGAGGAAGAACUGGAAAAGCUGGACGUAGCAAUGUCUGCAAUUUUUGCAAAGUACCGUGGAACCAAGAAAGGAAAGAAGGAACCGAAGAAGAAACUGAGAGAUAUACAUUUGGAGUGUCGGAUAUUGAUUUAG
Molecule: messenger RNA, 2449 nt
Organism: Penaeus indicus
Lineage: Eukaryota; Metazoa; Arthropoda; Malacostraca; Decapoda; Penaeidae
Product: myb-binding protein 1A-like protein
Exons: 13
Coding region: 152-2449 (765 amino acids)
Biological process (GO): regulation of DNA-templated transcription
Cellular component (GO): nucleolus
Molecular function (GO): transcription factor binding; transcription corepressor activity; RNA binding
Source: RefSeq, a predicted model, not a curated record